Molecule: messenger RNA, 4867 nt
Organism: Hirundo rustica (Barn swallow)
Lineage: Eukaryota; Metazoa; Chordata; Aves; Passeriformes; Hirundinidae
Gene: MEGF10
Product: multiple EGF like domains 10
Exons: 25
Coding region: 88-3483 (1131 amino acids)
Molecular function (GO): protein binding; scavenger receptor activity
Source: RefSeq, a predicted model, not a curated record
CCCGGCGGCGACGGCUCCUGGCGGCCGCUCGGGGUUGCCGGUCGGACGGGGAGGGCGCCCGUGGGACAGUGUCAUCCCCUUGGAAAGAUGGUUCUUCAUUUCAACUUCCUUUUUGGCUUCCCUGUUAUACUCCUGUACCACUGGAUGGGUUCAACUGUGUCUUUGAAUCUGGAAGAUCCCAAUGUUUGUAGCCACUGGGAAAGUUACUCAGUUACAGUGCAAGAGUCAUAUCCACAUCCUUUUGAUCAGAUUUACUACACCAGUUGUACUGACAUCCUAAACUGGUUUAAGUGCACACGGCACAGGAUCAGUUACCGUACUGCUUAUAGACACGGUGAGAAAACGAUGUACAGGCGCAAAUCCCAGUGCUGCCCUGGAUUCUAUGAAAGCAGGGAAAUGUGUAUCCCUCACUGUGCUGAUAAGUGUGUCCAUGGCCGUUGUAUUGCUCCCAACACCUGUCAGUGUGAGCCUGGCUGGGGAGGACCCAACUGCUCUAGUGCCUGUGACAGCGACCACUGGGGACCCCACUGCAGCAGCCGCUGCCAGUGCAAGAACGGGGCCCUGUGCAACCCCAUCACGGGGGCCUGCCACUGCUCUGCGGGCUUCAAGGGCUGGCGCUGCGAGGAGCGCUGCGACCCCGGCUCCUACGGCAACGACUGCCACCAGAAGUGCCAGUGCCAGAACAGAGCCACCUGUGACCAUGUCACCGGCGAGUGCAGGUGUCCCCCUGGAUACACUGGCGCCUUCUGUGAGGACCUGUGUCCGCCCGGGAAGCAUGGCCCACAAUGCGAGGAGAGGUGCCCGUGCCAGAACGGAGGCGUUUGUCACCACAUCACCGGGGAGUGCUCCUGCCCGCCAGGAUGGAUGGGAAUGGUCUGUGGUCAGCCUUGUCCUGAGGGUCGUUAUGGGAAGAACUGCUCCCAGGAGUGCCAGUGCCACAACGGAGGCACCUGUGACUCGGCGACGGGUCACUGCCACUGCAGCCCAGGCUACGCAGGGGAACGGUGCCAGGAUGAGUGCCCCGUGGGGAGCUAUGGGCUGCAUUGUGCAGAGACCUGCAAGUGUGUGAAUGGUGGGAAGUGCUACCACAUCAGUGGUGCAUGCCUCUGUGAGCCAGGGUACACAGGGCAGCACUGUGAAACCAGGCUCUGCCCUGAAGGAAUUUAUGGCCUCAAGUGUGAUAAAAACUGUCCCUGCCACAUGCCCAACACCUGGAGCUGUCACCCCAUGUCUGGGGAAUGCUCCUGCAAGCCAGGCUGGUCUGGGCUGUACUGCAACGAGACGUGUUCCCCAGGCUUCUAUGGGGAGUCAUGUCAGCAGAUCUGCAGCUGCCAGAACGGGGCUGACUGUGACAGCGUCACUGGGAAGUGCACCUGUGCCCCUGGAUUUAAGGGUGCUUCUUGUGGUAGCCCUUGUCUCCCUGGAACAUAUGGAGUAAACUGCUCUUCUGUAUGCAGCUGCAAAAAUGGGGCCACCUGUUCACCUGUGGAUGGCUCAUGUGCCUGCAAAGCAGGUUGGCAUGGUGUGGAUUGCUCCAUAAAUUGCCCCAGUGGCACAUGGGGGCUGGGCUGUAACCUGACCUGCCAGUGUCUUAAUGGAGGGGCUUGUAAUGCUCUGGAUGGAACAUGUACCUGUGCCCCAGGAUGGAGGGGAGAGAAAUGUGAACUCCCUUGCCAGGAUGGUACCUACGGCCUGGACUGCGCUGAGCGCUGUGACUGCAGCCACGCGGAUGGGUGCCAUCCCACCACAGGCUACUGCCGCUGCCUCCCAGGAUGGUCAGGUAUUCACUGUGACAGUGUGUGUGCUGAGGGACAGUGGGGUCCAAAUUGCUCCUUGCCCUGUUACUGCAAAAAUGGAGCAUCCUGCUCUCCAGAUGAUGGAAUCUGUGAGUGUGCACCAGGAUACAGAGGCACCACUUGCCAGAGAAUCUGCUCGCCGGGGUUCUACGGACACCGCUGCAGCCAGACCUGCCCACAGUGUGUGCACAGCAGUGGCCCCUGCCACCACAUCACUGGCCUGUGUGACUGCCUGCCUGGAUUCACAGGAGCCCUCUGCAAUGAAGUAUGUCCCAGUGGCAGAUUUGGGAAGAACUGCGCUGGAAUAUGCACCUGCACCAAUAAUGGGACUUGUAAUCCUAUUGAUAGAUCCUGUCAGUGCUACCCUGGAUGGAUUGGUAGUGACUGCUCUCAGCCUUGCCCACCUUCCCACUGGGGACCAAACUGCAUCCACACGUGCAACUGCCACAAUGGAGCUUUCUGCAGUGCCUACGAUGGGGAGUGCAAGUGCACGCCGGGCUGGACUGGCCUUUAUUGCACACAGAGGUGUCCCCUGGGGUUUUUUGGGAAGGACUGUGCCUUGAUCUGCCAGUGCCAGAACGGAGCCGACUGCGACCACAUCAGCGGGCAGUGCACAUGCCGGACGGGCUUCAUGGGGCGGCACUGCGAGCACAAGUGUCCCCAGGGCACAUACGGGUAUGGAUGCCGCCAGAGCUGUGACUGCCUGAACAACUCCACCUGUGACCACAUCACAGGGACCUGCUACUGCAGCCCAGGCUGGAAAGGGGCCAGGUGUGAUCAAGCUGGUGUAAUUAUAGUGGGAAACCUGAACAGCCUGAGCCGUACCAGCACUGCCCUCCCUGCUGACUCCUACCAGAUAGGAGCCAUAGCUGGCAUCAUCAUUCUUGUCAUGGUUGUACUUUUCCUUCUGGUGCUGUUCAUCAUUUACAGGCAGAAGCAGAAAGGGAAGGAGACACACAUGCCCACAGUGACCUACACCCCUGCUAUGAGAGUCAUCAAUGCAGAUUACACCAUUUCAGAAACCAUCCCUCAUCCCAAUGGUGGAAAUGUCAACAGCCACUAUUUCUCUAACCCCAGUUACCAUACUCUGACUCAGUGCUCCAGCCCACCUCAUGUCACCAACAUGGAAAGACUGACAUUGGCAAAGACAAAAACCAGUCAGCUGUUUGUGAACAUGAAAAAUACAGAGCCUGGAAAACGAAGUGCUGUCAUGGACUACACCGGAACACUGCCAGCAGACUGGAAACACGGUGGCUACCUCAAUGAGCUUGGUGCUUUUGGACUUGACAGGGGAUAUGUUGGGAAGUCCCUGAAAGAUCUGGUGAAGAACUCGGAAUACAAUUUAAGCAAUUGCUCACUGAGCAGCUCUGAGAACCCCUAUGCAACUAUCAAAGACCCGCCAGCGCUGGUGCCAAAGAGUUCAGAAUGUGGCUAUGUGGAAAUGAAGUCCCCAGCACGUCGCGACUCCCCCUAUGCCGAGAUCGCUGGCACUGCCACAGCCAACAAGAAUGUGUAUGAAGUUGAGCCCACGGUGAGUGUUGUCCAGGGCGCGUUCGGCAGCAGCGGUGGGCGCUUUGGCCAGGAUCCCUAUGACCUCCCAAAAAACAGCCACAUUCCGUGCCACUAUGACCUGCUUCCGGUCAGAGGGAGCCCCACGCCCUCCACAAAGGGGGUCAGCAGCAAAUGACCCUGCAAGAACCUGAUGCCUACAACCCUGGGACUCUCAAGGGACAGAGUGGCACGGUCGUGCUCCUUCCUCUCUAGUUUACCAUUUCUCUUGGCUCCUGAUCUGUUUGGCAGAUAAUUGCUGUACGCUAAGCAGAAGGUCUGUAUUGCACAUGCAGCAAGAGGUCUGUAUUGCAUAUACAAAUGACAGAUGGACAAAUGCCACACUCUGGGGAUCCUGAUUAUAUUUCUUUCUUUCUUUCUUUCUUUCUUUCUUUUUCAUGGCAGUAAAUUUUAUAGAAACAGGUGUGCAGCACAUUUAUACUGUAAUAUACUGGCUUAAAAAAAAGUACUUUGCAGGUUAGUCUUGAUAACAUCACAUUUUAGCAACUUCAAAUAUAGGCUUCGUGUCUGUCACGUUCCAGAGUAGUAAUAUUCCCAGGACAGUGCAAUUUACCAAAUACCACUUUGUACAGGUGAUCUGAUUCACCAGUUACUCACUAGUGGAAGGAAAACUGCCUUGCCAAAUUUUAGCUUCCAUUCUUAUCUUUAGUCAAGACAUAUUACAAAAAACAAGAUCUGCUGGGGAUAAGGAAGCAGUGUUGCAGUUGUUUGGGAAAUCCAUCAUCAGGCUUUGCUGUCCAUUGCAGGUGGUGGAUAUACUUGGCUUGAAUAGUUCUGGAGAUAAAAUAACUGCAUACAUCAGUAUUUACGUGAUGCUUCAAGAUCUCUUAGUACUGCAGACCCAGCACCAGUCUUCAACAAGUAUUCUGCUACAGUUCAGCUUCAUACGUUGCAGUUCUGACCACUAUUUCUGCCACUCACAAAUUAAUAAUCCACAACGUAUCAGUUAUUACUUCAAAAAAUAUGUAAAUUGAAUCAGUUUAUUUUUGUCACCAUGGACUGAUUAUGUAAGGAGUGGACAAAGGUGAUGACUUCUGUAAAUCGUAACUGCAAGGAAUGGUUUACAUUUUAUAAAAAGGUAGUAAUAAUGACUGUAAUAUCGGAUAAAGAUAGUAAAGUGUUCUUUUUUUUCUUCGAAAUAACUAAGCAAACUGUGCAUACUUGCUAAAAAGGCACCUUUUUUAUAGUUGACGUAGGGAAACACAUGCUUAAGCUGGUCUUUUGCAUUGCUAAUUAUGUCACACAUGUACCCCCCCCACCUUCAUUAACUUCUGUCACCAUUUUUACGCUGUGUAUCUGUGUUUUUAGUGAACUAGCUUGUAACUGCAAAAAAUAUUCUAGUGUGUGUGUCCAUUUCUUUUGCAUUUUUGCCAACUGGCCUUUAUUUUGUCCAGUUCAAGGGACCUCCGGACAGAGCAGGAGGAUUGAAGUAAGAAUUCACAGUGAUGUCUAUCAGAGGCAAUUAAAAAAUAGAUUCAGAUAAUUCAGGGGAAGAAAAUCAA